AGCGAUCGCCUAAGAAUUGGUGAAUUUUUUCACUUUUCACUUUCCACAAUUCGUAAUCUCACGUGAACAUUUCCAGUUUUCACAUAUGCACUGAGAGUGAUCGCGUACGUAUAAAGUGGAAAAGUGAGAUAACUAGAAAAAUUCGUAGUUGGAAACCGCGAUCCGGCAUCGCCAUGCAAGCUAAACGAGGCGCAUCUUGAUACUGCCUAUACAUAGUCGCCAGGUAAAAGGAAUACCUUCACGUCUGUCCUGUAACCUCAAAAUAUCUUGAAGAUAUUGAAUAUUGAACACGAUAACCAAGAAGAAUAUCUUAUAUAUCAUAUGUUAUUGUAUCUGGACAAUAAGAUUGUUGAAAUCGCAAUAUGAAUGUCACGUACAAGCAACGGGAAAUUCUGCUGGAUUCCCUGAAACAGCAUCCGGAAAUAAUAAGAGGUCGAGUUUCAAGAAAGUCUGAGAGCCGGAAAGAAUUGAAAGAUAUAUGGGAGCAAAUAACAAAUAAGCUAAAUAGUUCCGGAGAAGGACCGGUUAAAACAAUACAAGAAUGGAUAAAGAGUUGGUCAGAUUGGAAAAUGUACGUUCUUAAGAAAGAAACGAAUAGGAGGAGAAAUGUACAAGGCACAGGCGGUGGACCUCCAAAAAUUGUUAACUUUACUGACCUUGAGACACAACUAUUGGAAAUUCUUACUCCCGAGGCAGCUGGGUUGGCAAAUAUACCUCAAGCGGGAUUUAAAUCAAAGAAGGGAACUGAGAAACCUCAUCCAGAAGUCCCAGAAGUCUUAGAAGUCCCAGAAAGAAGUGUACAAAAUGAAAUCUUGGAUGAUUUCGAGGUACUAGACAUCGAUAAAGUGCCAAUUAUUUAUUGCGACGAUGAUCUCGGCAAUUCCACUACACGUACUCAAAGUGGUUAUACAUUUGAAGAGGAUGAAGAUAAAGAAAACGUGAAUUGUGAACCAAAAAAUAAAAAACGAAAGGCAGGAUUACUAGAGAACUCACUUUCUGAAAUCGUCAACUGCAGCGAUCCAUCUAGUACAACUGCCGUGAGCUGUAAUAACAGAUCUACAAAAUAUGGAUCAUCAGAUAAAAAGAAGAUAAAGGUAGAUUGUUCCUACAAUGAAACCGAACAGGUGAAGAAGAAAAAUGAAAAGCAACCUGUUGCGUUACCAGAAAAAAUAAAAUCUUUAAACGAAAUAUCACAUUUGAUGUUACGCGUUCAAGAAGAGACACUUGAACUGAAUCGUCAAGAACUUCAACUGAGAAAAGAUGCGCUUAAAACGCAAAAAGGCAUUUUAGAAGAACUAAAAGAAAUGAAAAAACUUCUGUGUCCCUGAAUUGUGAAUAGUAAGUAUGUGCAUACCUCGUUGUUGAGUGAAUUGUCUUAAUAAUUUUAAAAAUAACCUCGUAGGGGAAAAAGUCUGAAAAUUAUCAAAAAAUUUAUCUGAAAAUGUCUUCAAAUUGGGACCAUUUUGAAAGAUCUUGGUCAAAAAAGCUUGAAAAAUUUUCAGAGAAUUUCAGAGACAGAGAAUUUCUAAUUUUUCAGAGAAUUUCAGACGUUUUUAGAAAGGUGUUUCAAGAUUUUAAGAUAUUUUCAGAGAAAUUUUUAGACAAUUCUCAGACUUUUUUGUCAGUGUGAUUCUAUCCCGUUUA
Messenger RNA from Temnothorax curvispinosus, 1644 nucleotides. Its product is annotated as myb/SANT-like DNA-binding domain-containing protein 4. Gene Ontology annotation, cellular component: nucleus. NCBI's taxonomy places the organism in Eukaryota, Metazoa, Arthropoda, Insecta, Hymenoptera, Formicidae. The record is from RefSeq and is a predicted model, not a curated record. Bases 363 to 1328 code for a protein of 321 amino acids. The transcript is spliced from 5 exons.